This is a messenger RNA of Mucor velutinosus, 729 nucleotides long. RefSeq names its product pheromone-regulated protein prm10. Gene Ontology annotation, molecular function: proton-transporting ATP synthase activity, rotational mechanism. Gene Ontology annotation, biological process: proton motive force-driven ATP synthesis. Bases 1 to 729 code for a protein of 242 amino acids. The record is from RefSeq and is a predicted model, not a curated record. Lineage: Eukaryota; Fungi; Mucoromycota; Mucoromycetes; Mucorales; Mucoraceae. The transcript has 5 exons.
AUGGCUUUCCGUUUAAUUUCCAAGAGUGCCGCUAAUGCUGCCAUCGUUGCUCGCCCUACUUUAAUCAACACUUCUCGCCAAUCUUUGGGCGCUACUGCUGUUCGUCAUUACACCACCCAAAAAGAAGUUGAACCCAAGGAAAAGGCCAACAGCAUCAUCAACGCCCUUCCUGGUAACAGCCUCGUUUCCAAGACUGGUUUCCUUACAUUGGGUACCGGUCUCGCCACCUUUAUGAUUUCCAAGGAAAUCUACGUCUUCAACGAAGAAACCUUGGUCUUGGUCGCCUCUGCUGGUCUCCUCGGUGUCCUCCUCAAGUACCUCAGAGAGCCCUUCAACGACAUGGCCAACGACCACAUCAACCGCAUCAAGAACAUUUUGGUUCAAGCUCGUGAAGAUCAUAAGACUGCUGUCAACGAACGCAUCAACGAAGUCGGUCAAAUGAAGGAUCUUGUUGAAGUUACCAAGGCUCUUUUCGAGCUCUCUCGUGAAACUGCUCAAUUGGAAGCUGAGGCCUUCAAGUUGAAGCAACAAGUUGACGUUGCUCAUGAAGUCAAGGCCACUUUGGACUCUUGGGUUCGUCAUGAAGCCAAUGUUCGUGAUCGUGAGCAAAAGCAAUUGGCUGCUUAUUUGAUUGAGAAGAUCAACAAGGACUUGCAAGAUCCCAAGAUUCAACAACAAAUUCUUGAGCAAGCUAUUAUCGAUGUCCAAAGAAUUGCCAAGACUCAUUAG